UUUUCGCCGCGCAAUUGGUGAUCCUCUAGACAGGGAAAACUUUCCCUUAACGUCUCCUAAAUUGGGAUCUUUACCAAAGUCGAUGUUGUCCAUCGGUUUUGGUUAUAUGUGCUUAUUUUGUUUACAGAUGAGAUUCUCAAUCCUCCUUGUUCUAUCUGCUCUGGCAAUUAUCCAGGCUUCUGUGAUAAAAGCGCCGACAAGUAGAGCCAAUCUCAACGUAGGGUAUGCUGCUGCCGGUGACAGACUCCUAUACAGGACUUAUAUCUACAAGCCGGCGAUACCAAAUAGUGUCCAGCGCGAAGAUCUCGUUUAUCGUGGCAAUUCCACAACAAGGAUCAGUGCUAUCACUGCAACAGAAGUUGGCUAUACUCAGUAUGCUACAGCGUGGGUGAUCAGUGGUAGUAUUGGUGCUAAUAAUGUGACCAUCAGGUUCCAAUCAGCCUUAGGUUGGGGCUACUACUUCCUCGUCGAUAUUUGGGGUCGAUAAUUUAUAUUGAAUUACUUAAAUAUGUAUGUAAAUAAAUAUUCUUAUGGAGCAGAAAUGCGGGUGAUUUA
Diatraea saccharalis (sugarcane borer) is the source of this 555-nucleotide messenger RNA. The record is from the annotation of a GenBank genome assembly. NCBI's taxonomy places the organism in Eukaryota, Metazoa, Arthropoda, Insecta, Lepidoptera, Crambidae.